Messenger RNA from Oldenlandia corymbosa var. corymbosa, 954 nucleotides. The record is from the annotation of a GenBank genome assembly. NCBI's taxonomy places the organism in Eukaryota, Viridiplantae, Streptophyta, Magnoliopsida, Gentianales, Rubiaceae.
AUGGGAUGGGAAAAGCAGCCUCCACCGCCGCCGCCGCUGCCGCCGUGGAGCCCCAAAGCCAUCAUCCCUGAAAAAGCUAUGGGUAUGACGCCGGAACAAAUGGAGAUGCUGCAGAAACAAAUUGCAGCAUUCAUCACUAUUUGUGAACAGCUUGAAGAUUUGCAUAAAUCCCUCUGUUCCUCUUCCCAAAACCACCACACAAAUGCUGAUCCCAGUACAGAUAAUAUGUUAAGAAACCUUGGAAUCCCUUACUAUACUCAGAUGCUGAGUUCUUCGAAUCAUCAGAAUCAUCCCUACAAUUACGGCGGCCAGCCUAAGAUCCCCCGGCGUCGGCGGUGGAAUCCGACGCCGGGGCACCUUCGGAUUCUCGAACAGGUGUUUGAUCAGGGGAACGAAUCUCCGUCAAAGGAGAGAAUCAAAAGCUUGACGGAUGAAUUAGCGGAUCACGGUGAGAUUACCGAGAGCAACGUUUACAAUUGGUUCCAGAACCGGCGGGCUAGGUUUCGGAGGAGGCAAUCGAUGAGUACGAUUUCCGAAUCGGAUGGGGAGACGUCAUCAAAGUCCGUCGACGGAGAAAUCCCGAAUGCUUCAGAUCAACUCAACGGCGAUCCGAGUUACUCUAAGGAGGACAGUUUGACGGCCGGUAGUGGUGACGGUGGCGGCGCCGGCGGCAGGGGAGAUGAGAGUUUUGGAGAUAUGGCGGGAAGAACGUUGUCGUCAAAAUCUAAAUCGGGUUAUAUGCCAGAACCCGUCAUUGAGUCAAAGUCAAAGACUUCCAAAAGUAUGGAGUAAAUAUAAAAGCAUUUUCAAUUAGAAAAAAUGCUUCAAUUUUGGAUCUCAGAAAAUCGUUUCUCUUAUUGCUUUGAUCAAUCUCUAGUCUUUUCAACAUGAAAAGAAUUUCAAUUUCGGAACUCAAACACCAUAGUUUAUCAGUUUUCCCUUUUUAUUGUAUUG